This is a messenger RNA of Closterium sp. NIES-67, 3575 nucleotides long. NCBI's taxonomy places the organism in Eukaryota, Viridiplantae, Streptophyta, Zygnematophyceae, Desmidiales, Closteriaceae. The record is from the annotation of a GenBank genome assembly.
CCCAUGGUAAGUCACGAAUUUGACACCUUCAGCUAUCGCAAUACUUCAUUCCCGUGGUCGCAGCGGCCACAAAUCGUAAUACUGCAUCCACUCUCUACUGUUGCACCAAGUCCGGAGGAAUUUUCUUGAAUUUGCAUCGCGUUGCACUCGGCCAGCCAUGAGAUACCCACUUGUUUUCCUCCACCGAACACCGUAGUGUAGCAACCUUCGUUAUAAGCUCGCGCGUCGGCGAAUUCCCUCAUGGCGGUCGUCGGCGCCGUCGCAGCGGCGGCCGGCGCGGCGGUCUUCGUGUACUACACGGGCUUCGCCGAGUCGCCGCUCUUCCCGCGCUUCCGCCGCAGAAAGGACGGCUCGGAGUCGGGGGGUUCCGACAGCGACCGCGCGCACGGCAGCGGAGGCGGAAGCGGAGGCCGCCGGGAGGGAUGGCGGAAGCGGCGGCGGUCGGUGGGGCUGCGCGGGCCGGACCGGCCGCCGGCGACUCUGGCGGAGACGGCGGCGAUGCUGGCGGCGGCCAUGCGGUUCCUGUUCGUGGAGACGCUGGGCAAGUGGCCACUCACCGACCUUCUCUUCGGCGUCGCGUUCCUGCUGCGCCGCCGCAAGCGCGCGGACGUGUCGCGCAUGUACGCACGCGAGGCGGUGGCGCGGCUGCGGGGCGCGUGGCGCGCGCGCGAGCUGGAGAUGGUGGCGGAGUACGUGAGCCUGUGCUACUCCUUCUCGCGCAAGCCCUACCGCCUCUUCCUCGAAGACUCGCGCCUCUCACCCUCCGACGUCCUCAUCUACGAACCCAAAGCCGGGCUAUUGAAGCCGGCAUUCGCGCUGAUAGUGGAGCAGCGGCGGCGCACGGUGCUGCUGGUGGUGCGCGGGACGCACUCCACCAAGGACAAGCUCACCUGCGCCACGGGCGCCGUCGUGCCCUUCCACCACACCAUCAUGACGGACGGAGGUGUGCGGCACAUAGUGCUGGGGUACGCGCACUGCGGCAUGGUGGCGGCCGCCCGGGCGAUUGCUGCGCGCUGCCUGCCCACGCUCAGACAGGCGCUCGCCCGACACCCGGGGUUCCAUGUCAAGCUGAUCGGGCAUUCCCUGGGCGGCGCCACGGCGUCGUUGCUGACCUUCAUUCUGAGGGAGAAGGAGGGGCUCGCCUCCACCACCUGCGUUGCGUUUGGACCUGCGGCGGCGAUGACGUGGGACCUGGCGCAGUCGGGCGAGUGCUGUGUGACGUCAAUCGUCAACGGCACCGACUUCAUCCCCACGCUCUCCUCCAGCUCGCUUGACGACCUCCGCCAAGAGGUGCGGCGGUCAGCGUGGGCGAGUGAGUUGCGGGAGCAGUUGCGCAAGGUGAAGCUGCUGCGCUCCGCGCUGCGCUCCGCCGCCCUCAUCCGCCGCCACCUCGCCCUCUGCCCCGCCUGCCUCUGCCGCCGCCCCUCCGCCUGCUCCCUCGCGUUCUCCUCACCGCUCUUAUCCUCAACCUCCUCCUCCUCCUCUUCCUCCUCAUGCUCUCUCACCCCAUUUCUUACAUCCGCGUGGGCAUGCACCAUGUGUGGGCAGAGGCACAUGGGGCGAGGGGAGGGGGCGUCCAGGGCAGCGUGCUGGUCGGCUACCUUGCUGCAGGCGCCAUGCAUGGGAAGGCUCGCAUGUGCCGGGGUGCUACGCUCGCCGCUCUUCCCCCCUGCCUCAGCACCUCUCCCCCACCGCUCCUCCUCCUGCUCCCCCGCCUCCUGCCCUCCGCCCUUGCACUUCCUUGCUGCAGCCCCUGCAGCAACAGUGGCAACUGUCGGCCGUGUCUGCUGCCUCCCUGCUGCUCUGCGCCCUACCCUCGCCUCCUCCACCCCUCCGCGACCCUCCUGGACUCUGCGCACCUCCCUGCUGCCGCCUGGCUUCUGCAGCCGCGUCCGCACGCGCCCAUCCAUCCUCCCGGGGGGCCUGGCAGGUGCAACAGCGGCACACACAGUCAGUCCUUUGGAGGGCCCGCGGUGGUGGCGGCAGGACGUGGCCGAGGCGAUCGUGGUGGGGGACGCCAAGAGGGGCGUGGAGUCACGGCACGGGUCAGAGGGCAGGUUGGCGCACGCACAUGCACACACACACACACAUUCUUUGGAUGGGGGCAGUGCUGCUGGGAGAGGCGGGGAGGGUGUGGGGAAGGGUGGUGGGGAUUCGGAAGAGGCUAGCUUGCUGGGGGGUACGGAGGAGUGGGUGAAGGUAGAAGAUGUAGGGGAGGAGGUCGAGGACGAGGAGCAAGAGGAGGAUGAAGAGGAUGAGGACGAGGAGGAGAUCGAAGAGGAGGAGAGUGAUGAGGAUGUGGACGAGGGGGAGGAGGAGGAGGAGGUGGGGGACGAGGCAGAUCUAGAGGGGGCCGGCGAGAGGGAGCAGAGCAUGAGGAGGGAGAGGGAGCAGGAGCGGGAGGAGGAGCUGCGGCGGCAGUGCAGCGACGACGUGGAGGGGCUGGCAGCGCUGCUCAAGGCCAUGGACGAGGGGGGGGACGCCGACCGCGCGGACAGCGACGACAGCUACGGGGGGGCAGUGGGGCCCGAGGAGGGAGACACGGGUUUCUCAGGGGAGCAGUGGCGGGGCCACGGCGGGGGGCUGUCGUGGGCAGUGAUGGAGCAGCAGCUGCAGGAGCGGCUGGACGCCAGCACGCGCGCGUCCAAGAGCGAGGAGGAGGCAGUGGUGCCGGCCGCAGUGGUGCAGGACAUCCUGAGGGAGGAGGAGGAGGUGGCCAGCCAGGUGGCGGGCGCGGGCGAGGAGGGGGACAUUCUUGAGCCGCUGGUGGCAGGUGUGGUGGAGAACAGCAGUGAGGUGCCUGAGGUCGUGCGCACGGACCCCCGGCGCUGGUUCCCGUGCGGGCGCAUGGUGCACCUGCUCAGGAACGAGGAGCACGAGGAGCAGAGGGACGGCGGUGUGGGGCCAGGGGAGGAGCGCGGGGGGGAGGAGCAGUGCGACAGCAGGGAGGGGGAUGGGACACGGGGAGAGGGGGAGGACGGGCACAAGGGCUUGGACUCGGCGCAAGAAGGUGGAAGUGGUGGUGCUGGCAGCGGUGGGGCUGGUGGAGGGAGGAGUGGUGGCGCUGGGGGAGGGUCGCGCAAGGUAGGGCAGGGGGGGGGGAGGAAGCGGGGUGCAUGGAAGGCGGGGAUCUUUGAGACGCGGCGGCACGUGUACUCGAGCAUCAAGCUGACCGGGUCCAUGAUCCAGGACCACCUCAUGAUGAACUACCGCCGCACACUGCUGGACGUGGUCAAAGAGCUGGAGGAGGAUGAUGAGGACGUGGUGGAUGAGGAGUACGAGGAGGAGGAUGAGUGCGCCUUCAACUGUGGAUGAUGCCAUGCCAUCAUGCCAUGCCAUCAUGCCAUGCGAUACGCGCCAUGAGGUUCUCUGUACAGCUUGGCUUGUUUCCUGCUAUAGUAGUUUUGGACACGGACCAUGCAUGGUACAGGAGGCAGUAGCUUUCACCUAUGGAUGGCAAAGUGCUUAGACUUCCGAGGAGACGAGUGCACAAGAAAAAUCAAGUGACGUUGCACCAACAUCCCCUUGUAUAUUGUACACCCAGCCCAUUAUCAAGUGACGACGUGUAGUAUCAU